Cydia pomonella (codling moth) is the source of this 5626-nucleotide messenger RNA. It is a transcript of the gene iPLA2-VIA, whose product is annotated as 85/88 kDa calcium-independent phospholipase A2. Gene Ontology annotation, biological process: positive regulation of ceramide biosynthetic process; lipid metabolic process. Gene Ontology annotation, molecular function: protein binding. The coding region runs from base 163 to 2619 and encodes 818 amino acids. The record is from RefSeq and is a predicted model, not a curated record. Gene Ontology annotation, cellular component: mitochondrion. The transcript has 16 exons. NCBI's taxonomy places the organism in Eukaryota, Metazoa, Arthropoda, Insecta, Lepidoptera, Tortricidae.
UUUUUGACAUUUGGUGUUUAAAGUCGAAAUUGUCAAAAAUUCAUUCAUUUGUGUUCGAACAGAAGAAGUGGAUGUCAUAAUUUUCAUACAAAUUCAAAUUUCACUGUUAUCGAUUGUUACUCGUUUAAUGUGUCGGAAUAUAAACGCAUAAAUUGAAUAAAAAUGUUAAAUUCAUUUUUUCGAGGCCUACUAGGCACUGAAGAAUCCCCGACAAAGGUAAUAGAAGUGCGUUCAGACAAUUAUGUUUCAAGGCCGAUACAUUACAGAGAAGAUUCUAUGUUAUUAUACGGCCCUAAAAUCCAGGAUGGAAAGAAUAAUUCAAAGGACAAAUAUUUUGAAAUUAUUCUACACAAGCCAUUCACAGAGAGCACGCAUCAAAUGUACAGCCUGUUUCGAUCAGAAAGCCAAGAAAGUGCAGAGGAGAAGUUUAUUGUAUACAAAGAGAGAAUACCAGUUUACAUCAAAAUAACUAAAGAAUGUACAAUAGCAAGUCUCCAAAAACUAUGCGACACGUUAUCUGAGCACCAAUCUUGGUCCAUAGCUCACCUCGCAGCUCACUUUGGAAUCUACGAGCUGUUUAACGACCCAGAAGUCCAGGCGCAUCUGAAUGAGGUGGACCCGGCUACGGGAGCUACGCCGUUGAUGGUGGCUGUAAAGUCGUGUAACGUCCGCAUGGUCCAAUGCCUAGUCUCCUUACAAUGUUCCUUAGACACUGUCGAUCUAGACGGCAACACCGUGUUCCAUUACGCAGCGGCCAGCAACAAGGAGAUUAUCAAUGCACUUGCAAGCAAAACAGCGACCUCCCUCAAUGUGUACAACAAGCAAGGAUACACGCCUUUACACAUGGGCUGCCUCGCCAACGCGCCCGACUGCGUGCGAGCGUUACUGUUGGCUGGGGCCGAUGUUAAUCUGGCCGCCAAGAGACAGUCAACUGCUUACACCACCAACGCUAUACCAGGUAUCGUCGGCGACGUACUCCAAGACAACCAACCCAAACUAUACCAACAAGACAUGAAGUACGGAGGCACGCCUCUCCACUGGUCAGUCUCUCGCGAAGUCAUCGAAGCCUUGGUGGACAAGAACUGUGAUAUCAACGCGAUGAACUUUGACGGCCGCACAGCGUUGCAUGUCAUGGUUCUAAGAGGAAGAUUGGAGUGUGCUAUAGCGCUGUUGUCUAGAGGCGCGGAACACUCCAUAACAGAUAAUGAAGGAAACACCCCCCUACACUUAGCGGUGAAACAAACGAACAUAUCUUUAGUCGAAGCAUUGAUAGUGUUUGGCGCUGAUUUAGAAGCGCUGAAUAAUUCUGGCUACACCGCCCGACAUAUGGUGCCCUGUGAAAUGUCUAGUAGUAACUACGACAAGAUAUUGUAUGUGCUACACGCCGUGGGAGCUCAGAGGUGCUCGGCGGAAGUAGCCGGCUGCGGGCCCGGCUGCGCGGCGCGCGGGGACUACAACGGCGUGCCGCCGCCCAGCGUGCCCCGCCCGGCGGCCCGUGACGUCAUCAGCCACAUGCUCAGCGUGGCGGCCAUGGAGCGCGCCGCCAGCUUGUCUCCCAGCGGCAAGCAGGGACGCCUCCUCUGCCUCGACGGCGGCGGUAUCCGCGGACUGGUCCUAGUUCAAAUCCUAAUUAACCUAGAAGCCGCCAUCGGCCGGCCCAUCAUCCACUGCUUCGACUGGGUAGCUGGCACUAGUACUGGAGGGAUCUUAGCUUUAGCCCUAGCCAGUGGGAAGACACUGCAAGAAUGCCAAAGGCUGUAUUUCCGUAUGAAGGAGUACGCAUUCGUUGGUAUGAGGCCAUACCCUUCAGAAGCUUUGGAGACCAUAUUGAAGGAUAAUUUAGGUACGGAAACCGUGAUGGCGGACCUGACUCAUCCGAAGCUGAUGAUCCUCGCGCUGCUGGCAGACAGGAAACCGGUGGACCUGCAUAUAUUCAGGAACUACCAGUCAGCACAGGAAAUCCUGGACGCACAUAAUAAGACUAGCCCGCGUGUGAGCGAGGCGGGCGACGCGAUAGGUCUGGCGCCGCCGCCGCCGCCCAGCCAGCAGCUGGUGUGGCAGGCGGCCCGCGCCACCGGCGCUGCGCCCUCAUACUUCACCGCCUCGGGCAGAUAUCUCGACGGCGGCUUAAUGGGGAACAAUCCCACGUUAGACGCUUUAUCUGAACUCGCAGAAAUGCGAUUGGCACUAAGAGCCACCGGGCAAAUCGAGGAAGCACGCAAGACUGACUUGAAAGUUGUGGUUUCGUGUGGCACAGGUAUAAAUCCUCUGUGCAAGAUCAAGGAUUUCGACGUGUUCAAGCCCGAGAGCGUAUGGGGCGUGGCCAAGCUGGCCUGGGGACUCUCCGCCAUUGGCAAUCUUCUGGUUGAUCAGGCCACACAAUCCGACGGUCGCGUGGUCGAGCGCGCCCGCGCCUGGUGUUCCACCCUCGGCGUCCCCUACUACCGCUUCUCCCCGCCCAUGUCGAAGGACGUGGCCAUGGACGAGCGCUCGGACGAGCUGCUCGUGCGCAUGCUGUGGGAGACGCACGCCUACAUGCGCGAGCACCGCGACCGCGUCGCCGAGCUCGCCGCGCUGCUCGCCGAGCCCCUCUGUCGAGAGUCACAAGGGGAAAAAUAAUGUUAGUCUGCAAUCGUGUGAGUACCAUAAAUACUUAACGGCUGGAUUAUGGCUAACUGGCGGAAAUAGACUAACUUAAAUAUUAUAGAAUAUUUGUGUAUAUAGGAAAGUUAUACAUACAAUACGUUUAGUGAAAUAUAUUUUGUUGCUAUAUCAAUGAUAUAUGAUACAUAUUUUAGCUAUGUUGUAUAUUUGUAGUCGCAAGUUAUAGGUAGCUCUCGCAUAAUAUUUCGUUUAGUGUAUUAGUUCGGGUAUUUAACAGUUGUAGAUCUGGGUAAUUCCACGAGACUGUAACGUCAGUUACCAAUUCUUUCCUGUGUUACAUUAAUUAAGCAAAAAGUAUCCAGAUUUCUACCUGUAGGGCUACGUCAGACAUUAAAUUUGCUUGAUUAACACACGAAAGAAUUGAUAACUGACGUUACAGUCUCGUGGAAUUACCCAUCACUGUUUGUCCUGUGUUAAAAUGAAUAUUUUUAUUUUGCAUAUGAAAUGAACUGCGUAAAACAUUGAAUAAAUACAGAAAGUUGAAAACCUUUGUAGUUCAAGUAUUUGCAGGUUAAGUUAAAGCUUUUGCAGGCUUUAUUUUUUUCUGCUUUAGGUAUUUAUUCAACUCUAUAGGUUCUCCGUUCAUUCACGUUUUAGUUUCAUAGGUCGUACCAAAGAGAAUUGAUUGUAAUAGAGAAGUAAAGUCUAAGAAAAAACGUAAACGUACCUAGCAUCCAAAACAGAUGGCGCAGUACAGUGCCAUAUGUUUUGCGGUCACUGAAUUGUCAAACGUCAACUUUUGACAAUUAGAGUUACCGCAAAAUGUAUAGAGCUGUACAGCGCCAUCUCGUUUACCUGUCAAAUUCGAAGCACGAAAUUGUCUUAGAUUUUACACAUCUCACUCAAUCAAGGUAUGUCUUUGGUCGUACGUAAAUGUACAAAUUUGUUAAUUUAAUUUAUUAUUUGUUGUUUAGUUGAUAAUACACUGUUAUGAUUUUAUUUUAUUUCGUAUAUAAUGGGUAAUUAUUUAAUUAUUAUACUAGUAUAGGAAUAAGCUUAGUUUAGCAUUUUUCACGAAUUAUACCAGAAUAAUAUGAAAUACAGUGUAAAGUAACUAUAUUCUCUCUUCUUACUGACCAAUGAAAAUGUCUGACAUAUUUCUUACACUCAUAUUCUAAUCUAAAAAUAUAUAACGAAUUUAUAACCGAAUACAAUAAAUAAAAUAUCGAAGGUGAAUGAGGUUAUAAGUGUUAUAACGAUCUUAUGAUUGUUUCACUGGACACAAUGUAAUAACUAAUGAAAUUCAUCUUUAUCUAUUAUAAGGCUUCAAUUAAAUUGUAGCUCUUGUAUACAAAGUUUGUAAGUAUCGCUAGCACAAAUAUCAUUUGUUCAAGUGCAUUCUGUGUAAACAGCUUUAUUGUAUAUUAAUAAAUGAAGAAAUAUAUGUGAACAAUUAAUAAAAAGUAUGGAUAAAUAACUACUUUGUUAACAUAUCACUGUUGCAUGCAAUAGAUUUUGAACUUCAUUCAAUUCUUAGGUUUUAAAUAAUUGGCUGAAUCAACUUUUUUUUGUUAGAAAAAAUUGACAUACUUUUACUAAAAGUGAUAAAAAAAUAUUCGGAUUUUAUGUAAUUAUUUUUUUCUUAUUAUAUAAAAAUAGAUAAACAAGCUACGUAAUGCAAUAGUUUUUGUCAAAAUUUCAUAUUUUAUUACUUGUUUAAGAGCAGUAACCCAGGGGACAAAACUGUCCCACACUUUUCUAUGAAAAUAAGGCUUCGUCCACUGGGUCACCAAGUUUUUAAAUUAAAGUUUUACGUAUUUUUAUGUCUGCCGGAUCUGGCAUAACAUUAAGGUUCUUGUUUCAUUUUGACCAUGCUAAAACAAUUCUUGCAAAGGACAAGAAAAAGUUGAUUCACCCACGUAUCGAAUCUUAUCUUACGCAAAAUAGGCACCAGUCGUCAAGUUGCUGCAACCUGCCCAUGCUGCAAUCCAUGGUUCUGUAUUGUACAAUACAGUACGCGUAUACGUACUUACGUAUAAACAUUUUUGGCACAAAUGUACCGCGUUUGCUAUUAAGUUAGUGUAUCUUACAGAUAUUACGUAUGGUAAAUAUGUAUAAUAUCGUACAAUAUUUCAUUGCAAUAAAAUUUGCUCGUUUUUCCUGGAUACGAGUUUUGUUAAUUUAAUAAGAGAAAUUAUUGUCUCUUAAUAUGUUGUCCAUGAGUCAUGACAUACUAAGUUAGUAACUAUAAUGAAUAAUAUUUAAGGAAACCAAUGACUUUUGAUUCGAUAAAUUGAUCUUUGUUUCUAUCGAGAGCAACCGCCUUGGAACCAGCACCGUUAUUGCGUUUCAUGUACCUUUAACCUCUAGCGUCCCACGGCCCUAAUACUAGUACAAAUUACCUCCAAAGAAAUUUGAAUCAUCAUUAAAUGGAACAGAGUUGCUUUUGCCUUGUUUAUUUCUAUUCUCUAAAACCAUGGAUUCAAAAACUGCCAAUCUUUCUGGUAUGGGCCGUAGUCGUAAGUCGUAGUUAAAUAUAUAUUGACACUACUCCGUAAUAAGGAGAAAAUUUUAGGUACGCCGAUAGCCACGUGACGACAAGGAACGCAACCUCACACCACUAUUCUCAUCAUCUCAGGUGGAUGCUUACCGAGACAUGCUUGUAAUUUUUUACAGUCGCCAUCAGAUAUAUCGGAGCGCCCGAGGUGCUCAAAAGUGUCUGAACUGAACACGUAUUCUGGCGCCUUGACAAUAGAGGCGUGAUCAGGUAUUUGUCCGCUCCGAUAUACAUAUCUGAUGACGAGUGAAGGUAAUUUAUGGAUGAAUUACUGUCAACAAGCUCGAUGAAAGCACUGAACAUGCUUGUUUAGUUUAAAUUUAUUUACCAAAUUAUAUGGAAAUACUAUUAGUAGUCAUAAAAUUAAUUUUGUAAGAUUAAAAUUAAUUCAAGGAGCAAAUGUGAUAAACCUAGUUAAUUUUAUACUGUUGCUCGGCUGAUAACAAUAAAAAGUGAAGUAUCAAA